AACACAAGAGUUAAGUUAUUACCUGCCAAGUAGCCUUUGCAUCCAUCCUAGCUAGAGCUCUAAGAAAAGGACAGAUUAGGUUAAAAUGGGCAAAGAGGUGGACGUGUCUGCCCUCGAGGCCGGCGGCGCCCGGGACUACUCCGACCCUCCACCGGCGCCUCUUGUGGACGUCGAUGAGCUGGGCAGGUGGUCUCUGUACCGCGCGGUGAUCGCGGAGUUCGUGGCCACGCUGCUCUUCCUCUACAUCACGGUGUCCACCGUCAUCGGGUACAAGCACCAGACGGACGCGUCGGCCUCGGGCCCCGACGCGGCGUGCGGCGGGGUGGGCGUCCUCGGCAUCGCGUGGGCGUUCGGGGGCAUGAUCUUCGUCCUCGUCUACUGCACCGCCGGCAUCUCCGGCGGCCACAUCAACCCGGCCGUGACGUUCGGCCUCUUCCUGGCGCGCAGGGUGUCCCUGGUGCGCGCGCUGCUCUACAUGGCCGCGCAGUGCCUCGGCGCCGUCUGUGGCGUCGGGCUCGUCAGGGGGUUCCAGAGCGGGCUCUACGCGCGCCACGGCGGCGGCGCGAACGAGGUCGGGGCCGGGUACUCGGUCGGCACGGGGCUCGCCGCGGAGAUCGUCGGUACCUUCGUGCUCGUCUACACCGUCUUCUCCGCCACCGACUCCAAGCGCAACGCUCGUGACUCCCACGUCCCGAUGUUGGCGCCGCUGCCGAUCGGGUUCGCGGUGUUCAUGGUGCACCUGGCCACCAUCCCGAUCACCGGGACGGGGAUCAACCCGGCGAGGAGCCUCGGUGCCGCCGUCAUCUACAACGGCGACAAGGCCUGGAGCGAUCAGUGGAUCUUCUGGGUGGGGCCGUUCAUCGGCGCGGCGAUCGCAGCGCUCUACCACCAGACCAUCCUCCGCGCGAGCGCCAGGGGCUAUGGCUCCUUCCGGAGCAACGCCUAGCUAGCUCGCCCAGCCAUCCGCACCAAAACUUGGCCUCUUUCUCCUUGGGAGUAGUAAUAUUUUCAGUCCACUGUGAAGUCUGCAGUGUGCCGGACCAGCCAAAGUGAAGUGUCCGUGUGUGUUUGUGCGCCAGGUUGAAGCAGUUGUAACCUGGCAUGUCUACAUUUUGGUUCAAGGUACCAAUCAAUAAAUUCAGAUGAAGAAUCCAAGUGAUGAGAAAGACAAAUUCAGUUGUUU
Molecule: messenger RNA, 1183 nt
Organism: Hordeum vulgare subsp. vulgare (domesticated barley)
Lineage: Eukaryota; Viridiplantae; Streptophyta; Magnoliopsida; Poales; Poaceae
Product: aquaporin PIP2-6
Exons: 3
Coding region: 86-946 (286 amino acids)
Biological process (GO): transmembrane transport
Cellular component (GO): plasma membrane
Molecular function (GO): water channel activity
Source: RefSeq, a predicted model, not a curated record